This is a messenger RNA of Paramecium sonneborni, 183 nucleotides long. Lineage: Eukaryota; Ciliophora; Oligohymenophorea; Peniculida; Parameciidae. The record is from the annotation of a GenBank genome assembly.
AUGAAAGACCAUAGUGAAGAAACAUAAACAAUAAUACAUUAUUUGAAUCACAAAAGAAUUUUUAAAAGAAAAGUAGCAACAUAGUUAAUAUCAUUCUCAGAUGUCUAAGAGUUUAGAUAUUAUAAAAAAUUACUCGCUUAGAAAAUACUUUCUAAUAUAAAUAAUAAAUAAUAGUGGGAUUGA